AUGGAGUGCCUCGCGGAGCACCCGGAAUUCUUCGCCAUCGAGUUAAGGCCAAACGAUUUAAACGACGUUUUAAAGAAGAUACAAAAUGAACUGCUUCAGGGGGAAGCAAGUCAAAUCAUUUUGAUAACCUCGGGGGGAACCAAAGUUCCACUGGAAAGGGUGCCCAUCAGACACGUGGAAAAUUUCUCCACCGGAAAAAGGGGAGCACAUAUGUGUGAGUACUUUCUAAAGAAAAACAAAAGAGUAAUUUUUCUUCAUCGAAAGGGUACCUUCAUGCCAUUCGAGUGCCACUUAAAAUGUGCUACUCGCAUGGACAGUGUUCGUGUUGUCGACGGACAUGUGACGCUGAGCUUAUCAGAACAGGAUAACAAAGCUGUGAUAAACGAUGCAAAAUCGUAUGAACAAUUCAGACAAAAUCUUCUUUGUAUUUCUUUUGAAUCUAUUUUUGACUAUGGAUUUUACUUGACUGCCAUUUGUGAUUUGCUCAAUCAGGACUGGAGGGGCAGGCAGGAGGUCGGGCUUACAACUAUGGAUGUCAACACGAAUGGGGUUUCCCUCGUGCCACACCUCGUCAUUUUAUGCGCAGCAGUGAGCGAUUUCUACAUCCCCUUUGCAGAAUUAAGUAACCACAAAAUAGACAGUGAGACGAAUGCAACUCUCUCCUUUCGAAUGCAGCUAGUCCCCAAACUGUACAAACUUACGAGGAAGUACUUUCCCCUACUUAACUUGUGCACGUUCAAACUGGAAGACAAUGAGCAGACACUACUCAGCAAAUCGAACGAGAGAAUCUGUUUCGCAGAUAUAUUAGUUGCCAACUUAUUGGAUCAACGUUAUACCUCUGCUUUUAUCUUCACAGGGAAAGACCAUUUCUUCAAACUUACCACCUCGAAUGAGUCGGAACGGAUUGAGGACGCCAUAUGUCGCUACCUCUGUAAGUACUUUGGCAUUCCGGUGACAGACCAGUAG
This is a messenger RNA of Plasmodium inui San Antonio 1, 966 nucleotides long. RefSeq lists its product as hypothetical. Gene Ontology annotation, biological process: coenzyme A biosynthetic process. NCBI's taxonomy places the organism in Eukaryota, Apicomplexa, Aconoidasida, Haemosporida, Plasmodiidae. The transcript has a single exon. Gene Ontology annotation, cellular component: cytoplasm; nucleus. Bases 1 to 966 code for a protein of 321 amino acids. Gene Ontology annotation, molecular function: phosphopantothenate--cysteine ligase activity. The record is from RefSeq and is a predicted model, not a curated record.